This is a messenger RNA of Solea solea (common sole), 3146 nucleotides long. It is a transcript of the gene pfkfb1, whose product is annotated as 6-phosphofructo-2-kinase/fructose-2,6-biphosphatase 1. Bases 219 to 1592 code for a protein of 457 amino acids. The transcript is spliced from 14 exons. Gene Ontology annotation, cellular component: 6-phosphofructo-2-kinase/fructose-2,6-biphosphatase complex; cytosol. The record is from RefSeq and is a predicted model, not a curated record. Gene Ontology annotation, biological process: fructose metabolic process; fructose 2,6-bisphosphate metabolic process. Gene Ontology annotation, molecular function: fructose-2,6-bisphosphate 2-phosphatase activity; ATP binding; 6-phosphofructo-2-kinase activity. NCBI's taxonomy places the organism in Eukaryota, Metazoa, Chordata, Actinopteri, Pleuronectiformes, Soleidae.
UGGCCCUGGCAAACAUUAAAGGCCAAACCCAGUGUGCUGCUAUCAUAUGUCCAUGUGUCUUGACAAGCGAGGCCUCACAUUGGUUGGGGAAGGUUGAGAUUCCUUUGGCAUUGGGGCUUAGUUCCUUUAAAAAGAACGUUAGUUCGUGUAGUCGUGAGUCGACUGUGUCGAUGGUUUAGAUCCGCUCUGCUGGUGGCUUCGUUGGAGUGUAGCACAGAAUGGAGCUUCCCCAUCUGGAACAUAUGAGGCUCUGCAGUCGUGACAGUGCAGCCUCAGUGCCUCAGUUCUGUAACUCACCUACAAUGAUUGUGAUGGUGGGACUGCCAGCCAGAGGGAAGACAUACAUUUCCAAGAAGCUCACCCGCUACCUGAACUGGAUUGGAGUUCCUACAAAAAUGUUUAACGUAGGCCAGUACCGAAGGGAGGCUGUAAAGAUUUAUAAGAACUUUGAGUUCUUCAAACAGGACAAUGAAGAGGCCAUGAACAUCCGCAAGGCCUGUGCAGCAGCUGCCCUCAAAGACGUCACUGCAUACUUCACAAAGGAACAAGGACAAGUUGCAGUAUUUGAUGCUACCAACACCACCUGCGAGAGGAGGGCAAUCAUUUUGAAUUUUGCUAAGGAGAAGGGCUACAAGGUGUUCUUUGUGGAAUCAAUAUGUGAGGACCCAGAGAUCAUUGCAGAGAAUAUCAAGCAAGUAAAGUUUGGGAGUCCAGAUUAUGUGGAUCGGGAAAUAGAAGAAGCGAUGGAAGACUUUGUCCAGCGUAUUGAGUGUUACAGAGCCAGUUACACGUCUAUUGAUGAUGACAAGGACAGAAAGCUAUCCUACAUCAAGAUAUUUGAUGUGGGCAGCAGAUACCUGGUGAACCAGGUCCAGGACCACAUUCAGAGCAGGAUAGUCUACUACCUCAUGAACAUCCACGUCACACCAAGAUCAAUCUAUCUGACCCGCCAUGGAGAGAGUGAACUCAACCUUUUGGGGCGCAUUGGUGGAGAUUCUGGCCUCUCCCCUAGAGGACAGAAGUAUGCUAACGCCUUGGCAACCUUCAUCAAGAGUCAGAAUAUUAAGGACCUGAAGGUGUGGACGAGCCACAUGAAGAGGACCAUUCAGACUGCAGAGGCUCUGGGAGUCCAGUAUGAACAGUGGAAGGCCCUCAAUGAAAUAGACGCUGGUGUUUGCGAGGAGCUUACCUACGAAGAGAUUCAGAGGGAUUUCCCAUCAGAGUUUGCUCUGAGAGACCAGGACAAAUAUCGCUAUCGUUACCCUAAGGGUGAGUCAUACGAGGACAUGGUCCAUCGGCUAGAGCCAGUUAUCAUGGAGCUCGAGCGACAGGAAAAUGUUCUGGUCAUCUGCCACCAGGCGAUAAUGCGCUGUCUGUUGGCCUACUUCCUUGACAAACCUGGAGAUGAGCUGCCUUAUCUAAGAUGCCCCCUUCACACGGCGCUCAAACUUACGCCAGUCGCCUACGGGUGUAAAGUUGAGCCAUUUUUCCUGAAUAUUGAAGCAGUCAACACACACAGAGAGAGGCCAGUGAACGUCAGCGUCAACAGAAAUCAGGACGAAGCCCUGCAGACUGUCCCGGAUCACAUAUAAAUCAGAAGAGGACUAAUUUUACAUAAAACUUUUCAUUUGCUUUACAAAAUAAUAGAGAGAAACUCCAGUGUUACACACACACACAAACAGGUUUGUGCAGCCAUUCUUCUAAGAACUCUGCAUUAACUUCCAUUGAAUUUGGAGAGUCUAAACAAAUUGCCAUCCCUAACCUUAACCAUAACCAGCUAAGACCUGAUCCUAACCCUAACCUAACUACAAUUCAAAUGUGAGCCCCAACCACUUCCUCAGAAAUGAGGUUCUGUCGUAUUAGGACCAGGUUUUGAUCUCCAUUGGGACGACAGGUCCUGAUAAAGGUAAAUGGUCCUUAAUAGGUAACAAAAACAAGAACACACAGACAUGGUGACUGAAAAUGAUGUAGACAGAGGUUCUUCUUAAAAUGUCUGUAUAUUUUAUCUUAUUACAGAGUUUACAUUUCUCCAUAUAUUUAAAGUGUUACAUUGUUUACAAGAAAAACGGUUGCACUGUGUCCUGAGACUAAAAGAGGAGAGUAAAAGGGAUAAUUGCACAUAAAGUAGCUUUUGCACACGUAACACUUGUUUGUUGUUCAUCAUCUGAUUCGGAGGCUCUGAUUGAUUUCCAGCCAAGGAACCCUACAUAUUAAAAAUAAUAUUCUGGAGCCCCCCUUAUGUAUUUCCCUUUAAAUAAUUUGACGAUAAACUGUAAUCUGACUUAAUUUGAUCAGUGGGUUUCAACUCUGAAACAAGACAACAUCCUCAAAUGUCUUGUUAUGUCCCCAAAAUAAAAAUAUUCAUACUUUACUGUCAUAGAGGAGCAAAGACCUAAAAUCACAUAAUGUGUUUUUAAUUUAUAAAGAACUGAAUCACCGUUUAUCAAAAUGGCGAUUAAUUUAGUCGAUCUGUCUAUUGUCAAUAACCGAGCAAGUAAAACAUUCAGAUUUCAAAAUGAAAAGUCAUUAAUUGUUUCUUGUGGGUUAGGGUAUUUAUUUAUUUAAAAAAAAAAAUCAUCCUAUAUGUCAAAAUGGAUAACUUUUUAUGGACCCCCUGGCAGAGUGGUAUGGACCCCGGACCCCCAUUUGGGAACCACUGAUCAAAUUAUUGGUGCAAGUAUCAGGACCAUGGACAGCACCCAAACAAACAAAUUUUUUUGUUGAGCGUUUGUAAACUUGACUCUUGACUGCACUGUUGGUGCACGGAAACAUAUCCACUUAAUAUGUCAAGUAGGGGUGGCUCAAAAUAUCCAUUUGGUCAUUUAUCGCCGUCCUUCCUUGUGCAAUGCGAUAAUCGAUACGUCGGGGCAAAUAUCGAUAUUUUAAUUAACAAAUGAAGGUGCUCUAAAGUAAACUGUCCCUGCCAGUUUCACGUGCCCGGCGUCGCUACUUGAUUUCUUCUCACGCCAGCGCUGUGCAAGUGAAUGAAUUUGUGUGGAAGUUACCUGGCUGAAGAAAAGGGAGUUUACAGUGGGAUAAUGGUGGAGGAAGCUACGUUAAGAGAUGCCUUAUCCACGUGCAAUACAUAGACUUUAUGCACUUUGUUCUCUAUGUUGUGAAUAAAUAGAGAAAUCCUGCACCUUUAA